Messenger RNA from Didymosphaeria variabile, 1602 nucleotides. RefSeq lists its product as uncharacterized. The record is from RefSeq and is a predicted model, not a curated record. Bases 1 to 1602 code for a protein of 533 amino acids. NCBI's taxonomy places the organism in Eukaryota, Fungi, Ascomycota, Dothideomycetes, Pleosporales, Didymosphaeriaceae. The transcript has 3 exons. Gene Ontology annotation, molecular function: hydrolase activity.
AUGAGCAGCUACCUCCAGAGCUUGCAUCUCCCACGAUUCGUGCCUCUCUCCAUCCUUCGUGUGACUUCUCCGGAGGGUCCGCAGCCGUUUAUCGUAGCGCUCCCGAGCCGCAAGAACAAUGUCAUCCCGCUAUACGUCUUUGUGCCGCCUGCGCCGGUGGCGCUAGAAAGUGAAGGCGGCGUGAGCAUACCAGUGGAAAAUGGCGAGUGGAAGGUGCCCGUGGUGCUGGAUUUUCACGGAGGUGGUUUCAUCAUGGGUAGUCCGCUCGAGCAGGCACCAUACGCGGCCAUGAUGGCGAGAGAGCUCGGUGCUGUGGUCAUCAGCGUGUCGUACCGCAUAGGGCCCUUUCACCAGUUUCCAGCGGCAAUCCACGACGCUGAAGAUGUGCUCAGCGCGAUACUCGACACGGACGAAGUGUCCAAGGCCAGCAAGGUGCUGCGGAACGAGAUCCAGAGAUACUUUGGCAUGACGGUUGAUGAAGUCACAAAGAAAAAGAAGCCAAACGCCCUAAAUGGCAUCCAGAAGAUCAAGCUCGAUCCAUCGCGUCUCGCCAUCUCUGGCUUCUCUGCCGGAGGCAACAUUGCGCUCAACAUGGCCAUCUGGGUCCCACCCUGUCCGCAGCUUUUCAGUUCCCCGACCACAACAACAGGCGCAACAGCCCGAACUUCCACUACGAUGCGAGGGCCAUCUCAAGCUGACACGUUCUCACCGCUACUGCCGCCCGUACGUGCGCCCACAAUGCUCGACGACAUCUGCCAGCCGUGGCCAUCAAUACUCCCACCAGAAAAGGCACAGCCGCGGAUGAUACCAUUGCUGCUGUUCUAUCCCUCCCUCGACGCGCGCCUCCUCCCACACGAGCGACCAAUGAAAGAGCUCCCUAGUGCCCUCCACCCCGACGACAAGAAACCCCAGACACAACGGAUGGCAAGUCUUCCCGGUACAAAGUGUCUGUUCACUAAGCGAAAGAAAUACUAUCUUGAUCUUCUUACGACACAAGAAAAGAAACACGAGGCAAUGUACCAACCCCACUUCUUUGAGACAUACACUGACUUUGUACCUUUGCAGCCUGGUCUCUUCUCCAUCAUGGGCCCGACAUACCUUCCCAAAAAGCUCCGCGCCCAUCCGCGCGCAAGUCCCGGCCUCGUAGACCCUCACAAUGUCCAGAAAAAUGCCGCAAUUCUACUAGUGCUCCCUGAGAAAGACACGCUCGCCGUGCAAAGCGACGUUUGGGUGGAUAAGAUGAAGUCCAAUGGUUGGAACGGCCCUGUUCGUUUCGGUGAUGGCCGCGAUAAUGACUGGAAUGGGCAUGAAGGCAAUGCGCCUGCGCUGAGCCGCGGGAACGGCGGGAUCGAGGUCUGGCAUGCGCCUGAGUGCAGACAUGGUUGGACGCAGUUCCCGGUGUCCGUGCUUGGUAAACAUGAGAAGGAAGAGAGGAGGAAGGUGUUCGAGAGGACACUGGAUUUUGUCAAGGAGAACUGGAAGAGGGCGUUGCCAAUGGAGGAAGCGGGGAACACGAGUCAGGAGCUCCGACCACUUGAGAUUCCUCCUGGUCAGGCUGGGGAAGGGGCUCAAGUUGGAGUAGGCGCGGCAGCGCCACAAUAG